Helianthus annuus (common sunflower) is the source of this 696-nucleotide messenger RNA. RefSeq lists its product as uncharacterized. The transcript has 2 exons. Bases 1 to 696 code for a protein of 231 amino acids. The record is from RefSeq and is a predicted model, not a curated record. Lineage: Eukaryota; Viridiplantae; Streptophyta; Magnoliopsida; Asterales; Asteraceae.
AUGCAUGUGCCAUUAGAAGUAGAGAUAGCUAAUAGUAAGAGUUAUUUGUUGCACGAAGUUUGUAGAAAUUGUGAAAUUAUCAUUGAAGACGAGAAGUUUGCCAUUGACCUUAUUCCCAUGAUUUUGGGGGAAUUUAAGGUUAUAGUUGGCAUGGAUUGGCUAGCUAAACAUCAUGCUGAAAUUCAAUGUGAGAAGAAGGUGAUUCAUGUGUUAACACCGGGAGGAAAACGAGUAAGCAUACAAGGGGAAAGGAAUAUUAAAUCGAAGCUUUGUUCUAUAGUUCAAGCAUACAAGUAUGUACGAAAUGGAAGCAAGGAAUUUCUAGCCUACAUGGUGGAUACUAAGCAGAAGACCCCUAAGAUAGAAGAGAUUGAAGUCGUGAACGAGUUUCUUGAUGUUUUUCCGGAAGAUUUGUCGGGGCUUCCACCAGAACGCGAAGUGGAUUUUAAGAUUGAAUUGUAUCCCGAUGCCAAACCCGUAGCCAAGGCUCCUUAUAGUAAAGCCGAACAUGCAUGCCAUUUACGUGAAAUUCUUGAAGUACUCCGCAAGGAGAAAUUGUACGCGAAAUUCUCUAAGUGUGCUUUUUGGCUUAGAGAAGUACAAUUUCUUGGUCAUGUGAUUAAUGCGGAUGGUAUCUUAGUGGACCCGUCAAAAGUGGAAGCCGUUAUGAAAUGGGUACCUCCAAGAUUUUUCUAA